This is a messenger RNA of Fomitopsis serialis, 4206 nucleotides long. RefSeq lists its product as uncharacterized. Gene Ontology annotation, biological process: sister chromatid cohesion. Lineage: Eukaryota; Fungi; Basidiomycota; Agaricomycetes; Polyporales; Fomitopsidaceae. Bases 79 to 4206 code for a protein of 1375 amino acids. Gene Ontology annotation, molecular function: chromatin binding. The record is from RefSeq and is a predicted model, not a curated record. The transcript is spliced from 16 exons. Gene Ontology annotation, cellular component: chromatin; nucleus; cohesin complex.
CGCGUUCACGGCCUCGCUCUCACCACUCAAUCGUGUCGCACGCGCGAAACCACCACCACCGCCUACCAUCUAGCAGUCAUGGUAGAUGCAGAUAGCUCCCAGGAACCGCGCAGGUCACAGCGAGAUAGGAAGCAGGCCACACACUUCGUUCCGGUGAACAGCAGUCUUCUCAAGCGAAAGCGGAGUGACGAGACCAGCGACGACGACGCGCGGAGCGAGCUGAGCGACCCAGCGUCCCAAGCUGACGAGGCAGAAGUGGGGGAUGAGUUCGAUGCACCCAAAACGAAGCCCAAGACCUCCACGAAGACCAAAAGGAAGGCGAAGGAGCCAAAAGAAGCCGGUGCCCCUCCGGCUGCAAAGAAGCCUCGAGCUACGAAGAAGGCUACGAUUCCAAAGACAGUGAGGAGCGCGUCGAGGGCGACGACCUGCGCUGAUGCGCCCGAAUUUGACGCGGAACAAGUGGCGAAGGAAACCAAGAUCUCGGCAGACAACUCGAUCUUCAACGCGAUCAUCAACCCCACUAUUGCUCUUCAAUCGGUAGCGGAGGACUUCCUGGAGUCGCUCUCGAGGACACCCGGACUUAGUCUUGCCGAACUCAUCAACUGUGUCCUCCGCGCAUUUGACAAGCUCGAUGACUUCACCGAGAUCCUCAAGAAGGAUGAUUCACCUAUCUAUCCCCUCACAUCCAAGCUACCCGUAUUUAAGAGAUUCCGGACUUCACUAUCCGAAGUCAUCGCACGGAUCAUCACGUCCUCAGCAGCGCACGGGUCCCUCUAUAGCUCUGACCUCAUGGCAACUCUGCAGACUUGGGUCGUCGCCAUGUCGUCUUCCCAACUGCGCAGUUUCCGUCAUACGGCAACCGUUAUUGCACUUGAAGUUGAGACGGCGCUCUGCGACGUCGCAGCUGCUGUUGAGAACGAGGCAGAGAUAGUGAGUAGGCAGAGGGAAGGCGAGCGCAAGAGGAAAGCGGCUGCAGGACGUGGCGCGGAUAAGAGCAAGGCGGCGACUGCCAGGGAGAAAGAGCUGGAAAGCAAAGCCGCAGAGGUGAGGGAGCGGAGGGCGAAGCUUGCCGAGUUCCUGAAGGAAUUUGUGGACGGCGUGUUCGUCCACCGUUACCGCGACCUUGACCCGAGCAUCCGAGCCGAAUGCGUUCGCGCCAUGGGGCUCUGGUUCGCGAAGUAUCCCGCGCACUUCCUUGACGGCGCCUACCUUCGAUACGUCGGGUGGGUACUGUCUGACGCGCAGACCCCGGUGCGCUUGGAGGCGGUCCGCGCCCUCACGCUCGCAUACGAGCAGACCGCAUACAUUGGCGCGGCUGCGCUGCAGCAUUUCACCGAGCGCUUCAAGCCGCGACUGGUCGAGAUGGCCCUUGGCGACACGGAGCUCUCCGUGCGUGUUGCCGUCGUUCAGGUGCUGAAGGCUAUCGACGGCCACGGUCUGCUGGAGGACGAGCAGAGGGAGAAGCUGUGCCUGCUAGUUUUCGACGAGGAAACGAGGGUCAGGCGCGCUGUCGGCGGGUUCGUCAAGGGCGUAUGGGAGGAAAGCGUCGAAGAGCGCUUAGUUGGUAGGAAGCCCACUGGAAGAGACAAGACGAGAGCGGGGUUCAAAGGGCUUGGCAUGCUGCUGGUGCAGUGGGGUCGGGCGCUCAACACAGAAGGCGAUCAGGACGACGAAGACGACCUGGGUGAAGGGACAUCCAAGCAGGUCAAGGAGAAGAACGUCGCGUCCAUCGUUGGGACAGGCCAACAGAAAGGCCGUAUCGCGCUCGCGGUGGAGGCACUGUGGGAUGAGAUUGAACCCCUCAGCGACUGGGAGAACCUCCUGGAGAUGUUACUGUUGGACCACUCUGCGGCCGGUGGGGAUACCUCCUCGCAAGAAUCCAUGGACCGAGAUGAAGGUGUUGAUAAUGCCUGGCGCUUGGAGGAAGCGGAGGAGGCCGUAUUGCUCGAGAUGCUGAUUGCCGUGCUACGCAAGACCAAGGCCGAUGCUAGCGGCGGAAAGAAGGGUGAAGACGAAACGGUGGCUUCGGACAUCACCCGUGCUCUCAUGAAGGCUCUGCCCAAGCUUUUUGUGAAGCACCAGACAGACGAGAAUCGAAUGGCCGACGUCCUUCUCAUCCCGCAGCUGAUGAAUGUCGAGCUGUACCUCGAAAUGAGGAUGAUGACGGCUUACGCCAAUCUAUGGGAAGACAUCACCAAGCAGUUCACGUCGCAUUCUUCGCCCGUCGUCCUCACGAACGCUGUUACUACCAUUCGACACCUCAUGGACGCCACAAGCCUUUCCAACACCAACAGCACCCAGAUUCUCGAGCUGGAGGAUGGACUAUCUGUAUCGUUGCGCGAUGCGAUCGCGAAUAGGGACGAGAUCGAGAUUGCUUCCUUCAAUGAAGACGAAGUGAUCAAGAUUGCUGCAAUCUGCGCUCGGUUGGCAGCGCUAAUCGGGAUUCGCGACAUGACGUCGUGGAUGGAAGAGGACGAGGGCGGGAAGCAAAGUUCUGCAUGGGACAUCAUGAAUGCAUUAGCCGAACGGGGCAGGCUAGGCUACAAAGAGGAGGAACUGAUGGUCGACCGGGCGUUGCAAGUGCUCACGCUGCACAUUAUCUGGAAGGCGCGAAAUUUGACUGCUACUGAGGGCGAUCUAUUGCCCGAAGAGCAGCGCUUCCAGGAAAAGCUACAGGAGCAACGGGACGCGCUUUUGGAGAAGCUGCUCGAGUUCGCCAUUGGUACACAGUCAAAUACAGCGGAAGGCGUUCGGCGCGCGGCAUUCCAAAAUUUGAUGAACCUUCAUAUUCUCUUUUGUCCCACGCAGUCCAUCGCCCCGGAUGGUAGUCGGCUACCCACCGCCUCUCUCCCCCUAUCACUGGAUGAUGAAACACAAUACCGUUGUGCCGGUUACAUCCAAGCAGCGAUCGAACGAUACGCUGACGAGCUGGAAGAAGCGUCGCCUUCUGAGGGACGUAGGAGUGAUGAAGACGAAGACUCUAAUGCCAGCGACCCCGAGAAUGACGGCCCGGCCAAAGGCGGAAAGACCACUGCUGGCAAAACCAAACAGGUCAAAAAGACAUCUGAGAAACGCCCUGUAUCACGCUCGCAGCUGGAGAAGGAGUACAUCUUCAUCGGCGUCAUAGCUACAUUCUUGCGAGCGAUCCGUGCAGGCGUGAUCCAUUUCCGGCACUCAGCCACGUUGCUCGCUCAUUAUGGUCGCCUGGGGCCGGCAUUUGACCUGUGUGCCAAAGUCAUCGUCGAUAUCUUGCGUGAGGAAGGCAUGUACAAGGAGAACGGUGAUGCUGUGGUGGCUGUUAUCUGCCAGGGGCUCCGAGACUCCUUCUCGCUGCUUCUGGACGGCAUGGUGUAUACCGAAGAUCAUACAGUGGCUUUGGGGAAGACAUUGCGCGCUUGCCUCAUCAUCCGCGGGGCACAGCUUACUGUGGUGAAGAAGCUGGAAGGCAAAUUCGUCGUGAAUAUCCACACAAGCCUUCUCACUUGGACAACUAAGCGUAUCGCUGCAUAUGAGAAUGCGAAGAACAAGAAGGCGCGCAAUAAGUGCAUUCUCUUCUUCAAGGCUAUGUUACCUCUGUUGUCGACGUUGGACAAUCGUGACGCCCUUAUUGUGAAAGCACAUUACGACCAGGUGCUUGCGCAGAAUCAGCUUGAAGUGCCUCCGACCGCGCAGCCAUGGGAGCCCUGUCGCGCGUACGAGAGGAAGCUUACAACAAUUAUGUCCAAAGACAAAGCCUCUGCGAAAAGGACAAAAGGAGGGAGAGGCGGAGAGGUUGUUACAACAGAUGAUGAGGGCACAGGCGCGGAAACUGCUGACGAGAAUCCUGCGCCAGCUCGACCACAACCGAAACCACGACCGAGACGUCGUGCUGCUCGAGGAGCUGAACAUGCCACCGAUACAGAGGGUCACGCUUCUGAUAGCGGUGCCGGUCCAAUUGCUGCUUCUACACCCAAGGCGCGUCCACGUCCCCGGCGAGCGACCCGCAAGAAAGCCUCGACGGAAUCACCUAUCAGCCCACUCACACCUUCCCCCGAACCCAAUGUCGCGGCCCGCGAGGACGAACGUUCAGAGGGAGAGCCAGAAGACGACACCCAGACGCCGCGUGCAUCUCAAUUUCAGGAUGAGGCCGAAGUGCCUCAACCCAACCUUUCCCAAGAGACGCAAGCGGACGAGAUUCAGAUACGGAGGAAACGUAUCCGUCACUGA